This is a messenger RNA of Aspergillus uvarum CBS 121591, 2643 nucleotides long. RefSeq lists its product as uncharacterized. NCBI's taxonomy places the organism in Eukaryota, Fungi, Ascomycota, Eurotiomycetes, Eurotiales, Aspergillaceae. Gene Ontology annotation, molecular function: FAD binding; carbohydrate:proton symporter activity. The coding region runs from base 1 to 2643 and encodes 880 amino acids. The transcript has 6 exons. Gene Ontology annotation, biological process: carbohydrate transport; transmembrane transport. Gene Ontology annotation, cellular component: membrane. The record is from RefSeq and is a predicted model, not a curated record.
AUGCGCUCGUCGAACAUUGAAGGCCGUGGGGAGUGGGAGGAUCCCAUACCAGACACGCGAUGGAGCAUCAUCCGGAACAACCCUAAGCUCAUGGCCAUUGCCUUCUUUGCCUCAUUUGGUGGAUUCGAAUAUGGCUACCAGCAGGGUGUCCUGGGCCAGUCCCUCGUCAUGUACCGCUUUAAAGACAACUUCCCAACGGUGGUCGCCUCGUCCAGCGCCACGGGGUGGCUGACCUCCGUGCUGCAACUGGGGGGCGUUGUGGGCUCGCUCUCGGCGGGAAUCCUGGGCGAGGUCUUCUCGCGCAAGUACACCAUGUUCUCGGCCUGCUGCUGGGUGGUACUGGGCAGCUACCUCUACUGCGGUGCGACCUACCACAACCCCGCCCUGCUGUAUGCGGGCCGCUUCUUCACGGGGCUGGGCGUCGGGACCUUCAGUGGUGUCGGACCGCUCUACAACGCCGAAUUGUCCUCUCCCCAACUCCGCGGCUUCAUGGUCUCCUUCUACCAGUUCGCUACCAUCCUCGGAAUCAUGCUCUCGUUCUGGUGCGGCUACGGCAGCAACAAUAUCGGGGGCACGGGGGAACACCAAUCCGACCUGGCCUGGCGUCUCCCCUCGAUCAUCCAGGGCAUCCCUGCGGCAUGCCUGGCUCUGGGCAUCUGGUGGUUGCCAUUCUCACCGCGCUGGCUCGUGAAGCAGGGUCGCGAUGAUGAAGCCCGACGAACGCUGUCCUACCUCCGCAAGCUCCCCGCCGAUCACCCCGCGGUGGAGCACGAAUACAAGGAAAUCAAGGCUGAGUGUCUCUUCGAGCAGCGGGCGUUCGCGCGGACCUUUCCGCAUCUCGCCGAGCGCGAGAAGCAGAGCGUCCUGGCGCGCGAGUUCGCGCAGUACUACAACAUCGUGCGCACCUGGGACAAUUUCAAACGCGUCGCCAUGGCGUGGCUCGUCAUGUUCUUUCAGCAAUGGUCAGGAAUCGACGCCAUCAUUUACUACGCGUCGAAUGUCUUUCAAAGUCUGGGCCUGACGAGCGGCACCUCAGCGCUGCUGGCAACUGGCGUCACGGGGGUGGUUUUCUUCGUUUGCACCAUCCCCGCCAUGCUGGUCAUCGACCGCGUUGGCCGCAAGCCCAUGCUCCUGCUGGGGUCCACGGUCAUGUUCAUCGCCAUGAUUAUUGCCGGAGUGAUUGUCGCCAAGUUCCGGCACGACUGGCCGGGCCACCCGGCUGCGGGCUGGACGGCGGUGGCAUUCAUCUGGGUGUAUGUGGGUGCGUUCGGGGCGACCUGGGGCCCGGCGUCGUGGACUCUGGUCUCGGAGAUCUUUCCUCUCUCCAUCCGUGCCAAGGGGGCAUCAUUCGGAGCGUCAAGUAACUGGCUCAACAAUUUUGCGGUCGCGUUCUUCGUCCCGCCCAUGCUCUCCGCCUGGGCCUGGGGCACGUAUAUCUUCUUCGCCGUCUUCCUGGCCGCCGGCAUUGUCUGGGUGUGGUUCUGCCUCCCCGAGACCAAGGGCGCAACACUGGAGGACAUGGAUCGGGUGUUUAACAGUCGGACGGGCGAGCAGGAUGCCAUUCUGCUGGCGCAGGCGCGUAGCGAUGUGGGUCUGGACCAGCUGGAUCACGCCACGGUGGUCGAGAAGCUGGGCAGCAUGUAUAUCGAGGAGGAGAAGUCGGCAAUAGCAGCGGACGCUCCGCGGAUGGUCCGCGGGAACUCGGAACAUUCAGCACGUGGCCUCACAGUGUUCGAGAAGGUCGGCGUGCUCGGCGACGCGGGCGCAUCGCUCCUCAUCCAGCCAAAUGGCAUGAAGGUCCUCGGUCUCAUAAGCAUGACUGAGUCCCUCGAACAGGACUUUCAACCGCUGCGCGGAUUCUGGCACGGCACGCCCGACGGCCAAGCCCUCGCGUUUUCGACCCUGGCCGCGGAAUUCAAAACGCGCUACGGCUUUUCAGCGGUCGGCAUCCGACGCUCUGAGCUGAAUCUCCGCCUCAAGAACCUGCUCCUGGAUCAGGGAAUCGAAGUCCGCGAGGGGUGGGAAUUGCUCCGCAUCAAGGAGCAGGAGGGGUCCGUCACGGCCAGAUUCACCAACGGGCAGUCGGCGACCGGCUCGUUCCUCGUGGGAUGCGAUGGCAUCAAGGCUGCUUCGCGGGGGGAGAUCCUCCGAACCUGCCACGACAGCGAGGAGGGCCCUCCGAUGUUCACGGGCUUGACCCAGACCGCGGGCAUCUCGGCCACCCCGGCGACUCUGCAAGACCGCGCAGGGCAGAUGAGCAACUGGUACGGUGAGGGCAUCCAUGUCAUCGCGUAUCCGGUCUCCAAGACGCAUACCUCCUGGGCGGUGACACUACCGGACGCGAAUGAGCAGCCGGAAACAUGGAGGCUGUCCGGUGCGGAGGACCUCGCGGCACGGCGCGGCGAACUGCGGGCUCAACUGGCGGGAUUCGAGCCCGCAGUCUUGCAGCUUGUGACAGAUGCGGAGCGUCUGAUCAAGUACGGCUUGUUCGAUCGGAAGGAGUUGACGGCGGACCAGUGGCACUCUUCGCGGUGCGUGUUGGUGGGCGAUGCUGCGCAUCCCACAAGUCCGCAUAUCGGCCAGGGAGCUAAUCAGGCACUGUACGUAUGGGCUAAGGAUCAAAUGAGGACUCAGUCAGGCUGA